UAAAUACAACCAUUCUGUAAAAAAAAAAUCAAAAUUCAAUAGGCCGCCUAGUUAAAUCAUAAAUCUAGAGGCCUAAUCUAGGCCCUAGGCAUAUAGAUCUACUACUUUAGAUUAAUUUGAGACUGAGAUUCUAGAGACUUUUACUAGAUUCUUCUUAGUUUAUUACCUUUUAGUUUUUAGUCUAAAGUUGGAAAAAAAAAUACUCCACUGUUGUUUCAAUGUUUGGUUAGGACCUAAAAAUUUUUAAAAUAUUAAAAUUUAAAUUAAUUUUAAUAAAUGAGCAGAUCAGUGAGUUGAGUGUUGUCAUUGUUUUUAGAUGUAAAUGUAGACAGUUGUAGAGAGUAGUAGAUCUAGUGCUAUUCCGACAACACAGUCAUCACGACGUCACAACCCAGCCAUAGUCCAUACUGACUACUUCUGAGUCAUUCUGACCAUAUGGCUUAUGAUGCCAUAUAAUUAAUGAUAGUUCAGUUAGUACGUUUCUACUUCAGUACUGAUUCCUGAGUAAAUGAGUAGUGUCAGACAUUCCUGAUAGUGUGACUAGCUAGUAGUACAAUCUCUCUGUCAGUUCAAAAGUUGAGUACAGGUACACCAAGUUAGUACAGUCUACUAACUAAACUGCUACUCAGGUUACCGUUUAACUAAGUCAUCAUGUUGUUAAGACUAAAAGAAGUUAUACAAUGGACACGCAUGACUGCAUUUGAGCUGUUUCUUCAUAUAUUAUCAAUACUAGUGUUUUCUGUACUUGUUGCAACAAAGAUUGAAGGUCAUCUGAAUUCAUCUUGGCCUAUUAUUUUCACCCCUCUUUUUAUUUGUGAUGGCUUGAAUGCUUACCUUUGCCUUAUUGUGUUUGUCAGACAGUAUCGGGAAUUUGAUUUGAAGCAGGCUAGCUUACGUGUGGCAAGUUCUCUUGCAGUCAUUGGUUUAAUCUUCACCUUCAAGUUGCUUUUGUGUCAGAAGCUUGUCACUGGGAACUUGAGCUGCUCUGAAGUGUUUGCUCCUCUGUUUGUUCUCUCAAAAAUUCUUAUGAUUAGAGCAUGUAGAAUGCACUAGACUUUUAUAUAAAUACAGUGUACCAGAAAAAAAAGCAAGACCAAUUUUGACUAAAAUUGUUGAUAACUUCAGAAUUUAUGUUUUGAUUUUUGUUGAUAAUUAUGAUGGAAAUAGGCCUUUUGUGUGGGUAUUUUUUAAAAUACCAAAAUCUCUCAGUAUUUUCAUUUAGUAAACAUUUGUAUAUUUUUUCAUGACAUCAUUUUGUUUUUAAGUAUGAUUAUAUUUUGUAUAUAUUAUUAUAAAUAUAAGAAUGUUAAUGUAAGUUUAAUGCUGUAGUUUUUAUUUGACUUUGUCUCAAAAUUUUUAGACUUAUUUAUAUUUAAUAAAUGCAAAGAAGUGGAACGUUAUAUAUCCUGGUUUUAUUUUUUGAUUAUUAUCAAUUUUUAGCAGCAUUAAAUUAUAUACACUGUAUAUAGUCAUAUUAGUGGGAUAUACAAUUAUUAGUGCUAUUUUAAAUGUGGAGUCAUCUUGGAAUUCAGCUUUGUUUUAGAGCUGUUAUAGUUUGAUAAAAAAGAAAUAUGGCUUAUUAUCUAUAUACUUUAGAUUUAUGUCACAGAAGUAAUUGAGUAGGGAUGUGAUGUACUUUUGGAGA
Molecule: messenger RNA, 1645 nt
Organism: Physella acuta
Lineage: Eukaryota; Metazoa; Mollusca; Gastropoda; Physidae
Product: transmembrane protein 203
Biological process (GO): intracellular calcium ion homeostasis
Cellular component (GO): endoplasmic reticulum
Source: RefSeq, a predicted model, not a curated record